CUCACCGGCAGUAAGUCGCUUGUGUUUGCAGUGUCCUCACAGGAGCACUACUAGUGAAGAGUGAUCAAGACGGCCUGCUGAGUGCUUUAUACAGCUUGAUCCUCAGGAGAAGACAUAUUCGGCAUUACUUUUGGACUCACACGUUUGUUGACAAAUACCAAGACGUCGAGGAAGAUGAUGAAGUUGGCUGUGUUGUUGGCCAUGGUGGGCGCCGCCCUCACCGCUCCCCAAGGGUUUAAUCCCGAAGCCGAGGUGAUCUCUGUGGAUCCCAGGGACCAGGGGCGCGGGCCUACUGACGGAGGAGAUGGAUUCUUCGAGAUCAUUCCUUUUCGGCCCGGUCAGGGAGAGUCCAUAAUUAGGACACUCCUAAGAGAACUGUUUGGUGUGAGAAGAACACCUGAGACAGAAGGCGUGGCACCCUCUGACACUGAUCCCACUACUGACGACUUUCCGCUGGUUAUCUUCGACGUUCCGUUCUUUACCGACGUCUCCUUCCCGAGCUUCGAUUCAGAUGGCUUCCCGGGCUUUGACGUGGACCUGCCCAGCGAUCUUCCACCCAACUAUGACAACUCUACCCACGAGGUGAAGGUUGUAAACGGCUCCCGUGUGGAGGUGAACAGCACCAUCAGCAAGACGACUCAUGAAGGUGGAGUGGUCGUGGUUCACACCCACAUCGUCAGAAAGCUACCAGAAGACUCAGGCACCGAGGAUUCUGUCCCUACUGCCGGCGAUGAUGCCCAAGAACCUGCUGCAGGAGAGAACGAACAACCAGCUGAAGGCGAGGCAGCAGAACAGCCCAACGUCGCAGACAACCAGGUGCAACCCUACGAGGAUUUCGGGUUUGUUUCUCGAGUCCCAACAUCUCGUAAUCGCCGAUGGAUUCUGAAUUGGCUCUCCAACACCUUCAAGCGUUCCCCCUCCCCCAUCAACACCAACACCCUGGACGACAACACCCACCGCUACCACCAUAAUAACCAAUACGAUAACACCCUCUUCGGUAACACCCACCACGACAACACCCACCACGACAACACCCUCUUCGACAACACCCACCACGACAACACUCUCUUCGGCAACACCCACCACGACAACACCCUCGAACUCCCUAACGACAAGGACGCCUACGAAUUCAACCCUGAACCAGUACCUGAGGUGGCAAGGGAGUUUGAAACCGCCCACGACGAAGCCUUCACGCCCACCUCCAACGAUAUUAUCCCCAUCAGGAACCAUGACGACAUCGCCGUUAACUACAUCGGUGCUUUUCCUCGUCCAGCCAACCCUGAUGCCGAGAUAUUUGACAUCGAUCUUAUUAGAGAAAAUGAGCGCCAGUUCUUCGAGGGGCGAUCCCAGCCAAUAAGAUCACAGCCACUUAUGUCCCAGCCAAUAAGAUCACAGCCACUUAUGUCCCAGCCAAUGCGAUCAGAACCAAUCAUGUCCCAGCCAAUGAGAUCACAACCAAUCAUGUCCCAGUCAAUGAGAUCACAACCAAUCAUGUCCCAGUCAAUGCUAUCAGAGCCAAUCAUGUCCCAGCCAAUGAGGUCACAGCCAAUCAGGUCACAACCCAUUAGAUUAUAAAAUCCCCCUUCCUCCCUUCCUCUUCCGUACAAAAACCCACAAGAAAACAUAUCAGUGUUCCUAUCCCACAAAACCUCUCCCUCCCUACCCCCCCCCCCUCCCAUAACCCUUACCAAAAAAACCCAACAGUUGCCAAAUGUAAGCUUUACGUCACCAAGAUUCCCUCGUGUGUUAGCAAGUGUUUGCUCGAUCGUAUUUGGCUUCAUCCUUCGUUAUAUUCAGGUUAAUUCGUGAAGGAGCAGCUUUAGGUAAUAGUUUAGAAGUGUGGUGCUUGGAUGAUGUGUCGGUACAACUGGGUGGUAUUGACAGCCAUCCAGAAUCACACACUCAUACACAUAAAACAUACACGGACUGAAACAUACUUAAAUACACUCAAAAUACAAUACAUACCCACACACUUACUGUAUACUGAAACACACAUAUACACCCAUACACUCCUACAAUACUCAUCUGUACAAUGAAAACGCGAUGUAUAAUGUAUAGAAUAUAUGUAUAGAUUAAAAGAAUUAUUGUGUAUGGAUCUUGUAAUGUAUUUUUUAUUCAUCUGUUUAUGUAAGGUAAAUAUUCAUAAAAAUUCUAUGUUUUACGUUAGAUACACACUUUGUUUACCAGCUCCUACUGCCUAUAUAAAAUACCAAAGACUAUGAGCCUAUACUUAUUCUCUAGGCUAAAUUUUGUUUCAACUUUUGUCUAGAUGUAAUUGUGUGAAUGACUGUCUGGAUAGUGUUUACUAUUUAUGUAUUAUUAUUAUUUAAUAAAUGAACUAGUUUUGGUA
Messenger RNA from Homarus americanus (American lobster), 2350 nucleotides. RefSeq names its product DNA translocase FtsK-like. The transcript has 4 exons. NCBI's taxonomy places the organism in Eukaryota, Metazoa, Arthropoda, Malacostraca, Decapoda, Nephropidae. Bases 175 to 1575 code for a protein of 466 amino acids. The record is from RefSeq and is a predicted model, not a curated record.